This is a messenger RNA of Vavraia culicis subsp. floridensis, 427 nucleotides long. RefSeq lists its product as uncharacterized. The transcript has a single exon. NCBI's taxonomy places the organism in Eukaryota, Fungi, Microsporidia, Pleistophoridae. The record is from RefSeq and is a predicted model, not a curated record. The coding region runs from base 1 to 378 and encodes 125 amino acids.
AUGAAAACUAUGAUUGUUUCGUUCAUCGUUUAUCUUCUACAAUUGUAUGCAACCGACACAGGGAGUACUAGUACUGUAACAGAUACCAGUGACGACUUCAUAAUCAGACAAUAUAUGGAGUUAGAGUAUAUGGAUGGGGAUUAUGUGAAAACGCUACCAGUGGAUGAAUCAUUUUUCGAGCGAUAUAGCGAUGUAGACCUGUGUAAAGAGGUGCACAAGAGCUUUUGUAGACAUCAAAAAGUAGGCGAACUGUGUUCGAGGUACAUAAAGACCUUCUUACAGGAGGGAAAUAUUCUCGAAAAGGAACUAAGUCAUGUUCCUGAGAUAAUUGGAGCAAAACAAGGGACUGAAGAGAUGGAGACAAGACGAGAGUAUUGAGUUGUAAAGCGUGUGAGAGGAAAUGAUGGAACCAAAUAUGUCAUAGUAG